AUGGGAUCAGGCGUUCCUCGUGGCAUUCGUGCAGCUAGGAAGCUCCGCAACCGUAGAAGACGCGAAAGGUGGGCUGAUAAGGCCUACAAGAAGGCCAACUUGGGAACCCGCUGGAAGUCCAACCCGUUCAAGGGAAGUUCUCAUGCCAAGGGCAUUGUUGUUGAAAAAAUCGCCAUUGAGGCCAAACAGCCAAACUCCGCCUAUCGUAAGAGUGUUCGUGUACAAUUGAUCAAGAACGGUAAAAAGAUCACCGCCUUCGUACCAAGGGAUGGCUGCCUAAACUUCAUUGAUGAAAACGAUGAAGUCUUGGUCGCUGGUUUCGGACGUUCCGGUCACUCCGUUGGUGAUUUGCCUGGUGUCCGUUUCAAGGUUGUCAAGGUCUCUGGAGUUUCUCUUUUGGCUCUUUAUAAGGAAAAGAAGGAAAAGCCCAGAUCUUAA
Molecule: messenger RNA, 438 nt
Organism: Theileria equi strain WA
Lineage: Eukaryota; Apicomplexa; Aconoidasida; Piroplasmida; Theileriidae
Product: 40S ribosomal protein S23, putative
Exons: 3
Coding region: 1-438 (145 amino acids)
Biological process (GO): translation
Cellular component (GO): ribosome; cytosolic small ribosomal subunit
Molecular function (GO): structural constituent of ribosome
Source: RefSeq, a predicted model, not a curated record